UGGGAAUAAAACUUUUUCGUCGCCACUUGCCAUAAUAAUAAUAAAACGAUCGAAAAAGCUGUCAAAAAACUAAUAAAGAAAGGGAAAAAAAAAAAAAUUAACGAUGGACAGAAACAUGUUGUUGCCUACUUAUUUAGCCCCAAAGGAGUAGUACUGCAAACAGCAAGUUUCUAGAGAAAAAAUUCUGAUAUCAGAAGUUAAACCGUUGGAAAGAAUCAAUAAUGGCCAAAGAAGAAACUAAGCUUCAUAUAGCCAUGUUUCCAUGGCUAGCUUUUGGUCACAUGAAUCCAUUCCUAGAGCUUGCUAAGCUCAUCGCUCAAAAGGGUCAUCUUAUCUCUUUCAUUUCCACUCCAAGAAACAUCGAUCGCCUUCCUAAACUUCCUCCAAAUCUUUCUUCUCAAAUCAACUUCAUCAGAAUCUCACUUCCUCGCUCAGAGAACCUCCCUGAAGAAGCUCAAGCCACCAUAGACUUGCCAAGAGAACAAGUCCCUUACCUAAAGAACGCGCACGAUCUUCUUCAAGAUACGAUGUCCCAGCUACUCCAAUCCUCGAAACCAGAUUGGGUUGUGUACGAUUUCACAGCUCACUGGUUAUCAGACAUAGCUAGAAACUUGGGAAUUCGGAGCGUCUUCUUCUCCAUAUUCACUGCGUCAUGUUUGUCAUUCAUGGGACCAACACUGACUCCCGAUGAUCGAAACAAGCCAGAGGAUUACACAGUGGCACCCUAUUGGGUUCCAUUCCCAUCUAACAUAGCAUAUCGAAUGUUCGAGGUUAAAGUAAUCUAUGACGGUAUAACCGGCGAUGACGGAGCUAUGUCGACUUUCCGUAGUUUCGUAGAGGUUUUGAGAGGUUGCGAUGUUGUGGCGGUGAGAACUUGCUCGGAGUUCGAACCGGAAUGGUCGAAUCUUUUGCCAGAUGUUCAUCGGAAGCCGGUUUUUCCGGUUGGUGUUCUAGCACCAAAACCGGUCGUCAAUGGAGACAGCAAUCACGAUUGGGGGUGGAUUAAGAAGUGGUUAGACUCGCAACCUCAACGCUCGGUAGUAUACAUUGCGUUUGGUACAGAAGCCAAACUUAGACAAGACGAGCUCACCGAGAUAGCUCAUGGAUUGGAGCUAUCUGGAUUGCCUUUCUUCUGGGUUCUUAGACUCCAUCAUGAUCCAAUGGAUUCUGAGCUUCAACUACCAGAAGGGUUCGAAGAACGAACCAAAGGCCGCGGAAUUGUGUGCACCACUUGGGCACCUCAGCUCAAUAUUUUAGCUCAUGACUCUGUUGGAGGGUUCUUGAGCCAUUCAGGAUGGAGCUCAGUGAUUGAAGCUCUUCAGUUUUCAAUACCGCUUGUGUUAUUCACCAUUGCCAACGAUCAAGGUCUGAAUUGCUCUCUUUUUGUGGAUAAAAAGGUUGGGUAUCCGAUUCCUAGAGAUGAAUACGACGGGUCGUUUACGAGGCAAGGCGUGGCUGAUUCGCUGAGACUUGUUGUUGUGGAAGAAGAAGGGAAGUGUUAUAGAGAAAAGGCUCAGGAGAUGAGCAAGUUGUUUGGUGACAAGGUUAGACAAGAAAGCGUUGAAAAGGAUUUUGAGCUGUCAGCUUUGUACACGUGGUGACAAGGCUGUUCCAUGCCGGCCUUUAUAUUAUCAGAUUCACUUUGAAUAAACUCACGUCAGUCAUGUUUCAGUCAAUAAGUUAAUUAUGGUAAUUUUCUUUUCUUUUUUUUUGAAAAAGCAGCAAUGGCCUCUUAAAAUUUUGAAAAGUCAAUCUUAAUUUUGAUAUUUGAAUUUUAUAUUUUUAAUG
Molecule: messenger RNA, 1788 nt
Organism: Ziziphus jujuba (common jujube)
Lineage: Eukaryota; Viridiplantae; Streptophyta; Magnoliopsida; Rosales; Rhamnaceae
Product: UDP-glycosyltransferase 91A1-like
Exons: 2
Coding region: 222-1601 (459 amino acids)
Molecular function (GO): UDP-glycosyltransferase activity
Source: RefSeq, a predicted model, not a curated record